GACAGUGACAUGCUUUGCCGGUUGGGGCCGCGCUCCGGGCAGGCGGGUUGGAACCCGGCCGCGGCGGGGUCGGGAUGGAGGCGGCCGGGCCGCGGAGCAGGGACGCGCGGGGGCGAGCGGCGAGUCAGCCUGGCAGCCGAGCAGAGAAGAGCCCGCCGGAGAGCAGGAAAGUGUAUAUGGACUAUAAUGCAACCACCCCCCUGGAGCCAGAGGUCAUCCAGGCCAUGACUGAAGCCAUGCAGGAAGCCUGGGGAAAUCCCAGCAGCCCUUACCCGGCAGGUAGGAAGGCCAAGGAGAUUAUCAAUGCAGCUCGGGAAAACCUUGCCAAGAUGAUAGGUGCGAGACCUCGAGACAUGAUCUUCACUUCCGGGGGCACAGAGUCAAAUAAUUUAGUAAUCCAUUCUGUGGUGAAACAUUUCCACAAAAUCCAUGCCGCAGUGGGGGACACGGCCGAGCAUCCCAGCCCAGUGGAGGGGGCCCUGCCUCACAUCAUCACCUGCACGGUGGAACACGACUCCAUCCGCCUGCCCCUGGAGCACCUGGUGGAAGAACGAGUGGCCGAGGUCACCUUUGUCCCCGUGUCCAAGGUAAACGGGCAGGCGGAGGCUGAGGACAUCCUGGCGGCCGUCCGCCCGGCCACGUGCCUCGUGACCAUCAUGCUGGCCAAUAACGAGACAGGCGUCAUCAUGCCGGUGCCCGAGAUCAGCCGGCGAGUCCGAGCCCUGAACCAGCAGCGGGCGGCGGGCGGGCUGCCGGGGGUGCUCGUGCACACGGACGCCGCCCAGGCCUUGGGGAAGCGGCGCGUGGACAUGCGGGACCUGGGCGUGGACUUCCUGACCAUCGUGGGCCACAAGUUCUAUGGCCCCAGGAUUGGAGCACUUUACAUCCGAGGGCUCGGUGAACUCACCCCUCUGUACCCUAUGCUGUUUGGAGGUGGACAAGAGCGGAAUUUCAGGCCAGGGACAGAGAACACCCCGAUGAUUGCCGGCCUUGGAAAGGCGGCUGAGCUGGUGGCAGAGAACUGCGAGGCCUACGAAGCCCACAUGCGGGAUGUGCGCGACUACCUGGAGGAGAGGCUGGCGGCUGAAUUUGGUAAGAGAAUCCAUCUGAACAGCCAGUUUCCAGGCACUGAGCGACUCCCCAACACCUGUAACUUCUCCAUCCUGGGACCCCAGCUGCAAGCCAAGGGGCAGAGGAAGCGCUUCCUCUGGGACCUGCUGUGGUUUCUCUCACCUGCCGUCAGAGGGACCUGUGCCCUGGGAUUCCGUCAGGUGGUACGAGGGAGGGAGCCUUCCAACUUGCAGCAGGGAAGAGAGGCAGCCCCCGCCUGGACUCCGCCUCAGGGGCCCUGUGCUCUGUCUCCUAGGCCGCCUGGUGCUGGCCCAGUGCAGGACGCUGCUGGCCAGCAUGGGGGCUGCGUGCCACUCGGACCACGGAGACCGGCCAUCCCCGGUGCUGCUGAGCUGCGGCGUCCCCUUGGACGUGGCCAGGAACGCCAUCCGGCUCAGCGUGGGCCGCGGCACCACCCGGGCCGAAGUGGACCUCGUCGUGCAGGACCUGAAGCAGGCGGUGGCCCGGCUGGAGGGCCAGGCCUAGUGCCCAGGGUGGUGCCAGAAGGAGUCUUCCUCUUGUCCCAGAGCGUGUGGGCUCCGGGCUCCCUCCCGUCCCUUGGUCAGUGAGGGAGCGGGUCUGCUGGGCACACAGAUGCCACCGGUGCUGAGGGGCCCAGGACAAGAUGCCCUCGUGGGACCAUCCCUGUCACUGCUGCCCAGUGGCGCCAGUUGGAUUAGAAACGCUUUAGCCACGUCCACGCUCCCCUCCCGGAAGUGGGGCGAGCUUGUUACAAGCAUGCCCUUCCUGGAAGGUGGCAUUUUUAUCCGAAAGGUAAAAUCCUAGUAUUUAUAAUUGAUUGUCAGCUGCUCUCAUGGAAAUAGGAAACCUGGUUUUUGGCUGCUGUCCUGGCCUCUGUGCACCUGUUGGCUGAGAGGUCGGUCCCUCCUCACCCUCAUGGCCCUUCUCAAGCCCUUUCCAGAGGGAGGGGGCCCUUGCGGUCAGGCCCCCUCCCUGCUUGGCGUCCCCCCGCUUCCUGGGCCUGCCCAUCCUCCUCAUCACUUGCUGGUCACUCGGGCCAUCGACCACUGGGUGCCCUCUCACCCAGUCUGCAGGCCCCUCCCAUCCCUUCCAUUCGAUCAUUUACUCAGGGUUUCAGCUCAGCCAUCAGAGUCACGGGCGGCAGUGCCUGCGUGAUGCUGGGUCAUUCCCAAGGCGGAAAAUCGUUCAUCCCUUGCUCAGCUCCCAUCUCAGUUGUAUUUGCGGGAGGAUUCUUUGAUCUUCACAGAGGCAUUGUGGUAUCUGAUUCACAUCAAAUGUCAUGUCUAUGGAGACAUCUACAUAGGAGUGGUUUUUUUAAUUGAAUAACACUUUUAAUGUGCGGUUGAAAGGUGCAAGGAACUUCAUGAUGGCACUGAGGAAACAACCGUCAGAAAUUAGAUGAACUAAUAAAAGCUUCCAAUGCUUGUA
Messenger RNA from Balaenoptera ricei (Rice's whale), 2520 nucleotides. RefSeq names its product selenocysteine lyase (gene SCLY). The record is from RefSeq and is a predicted model, not a curated record. The transcript has 12 exons. Lineage: Eukaryota; Metazoa; Chordata; Mammalia; Artiodactyla; Balaenopteridae. Bases 75 to 1679 code for a protein of 534 amino acids.